CUUUUAUGGCUCGAGCCGGGCAUCUGACGGUGUAUAAAUGGCGCGCGCCCACAGUUAGCGGGUUCACUUAGAGCGUCGUCACACGCAGCUCGUGCGGGAUAUCAUUUGCCUGAAACCGGUUCCCUUAAAGCGAAAAGUCCCCCCACCCAAAGUUCAGCCAUGGAAGAUGAAAUCGCCGCACUGGUUGUUGACAAUGGAUCCGGUAUGUGCAAAGCUGGGUUUGCCGGAGACGACGCCCCACGUGCUGUCUUUCCCUCAAUCGUUGGCCGACCCAGGCAUCAGGGAGUGAUGGUGGGCAUGGGCCAGAAAGACAGCUACGUUGGUGAUGAAGCCCAGAGCAAGAGGGGUAUCCUGACCCUGAAGUACCCUAUCGAGCAUGGUAUUGUGACCAACUGGGAUGACAUGGAGAAGAUCUGGCAUCACACCUUCUACAAUGAAUUGAGAGUUGCCCCUGAGGAACAUCCUGUCCUGCUCACAGAGGCCCCACUGAACCCCAAAGCCAACAGAGAGAAGAUGACCCAGAUCAUGUUUGAGACCUUCAACACCCCUGCCAUGUACGUUGCCAUCCAGGCUGUGCUGUCCCUGUAUGCCUCUGGUCGUACCACAGGUAUCGUCAUGGACUCUGGUGAUGGUGUGACCCACACAGUGCCCAUCUAUGAGGGCUACGCCCUGCCCCACGCCAUCCUGCGUCUGGACUUGGCUGGCCGCGACCUCACAGACUACCUCAUGAAGAUCCUGACAGAGCGUGGUUACUCCUUUACCACUACAGCUGAGAGAGAAAUUGUGCGAGAUAUCAAGGAGAAGCUGUGCUAUGUUGCCCUGGACUUCGAGCAGGAGAUGGGUACCGCUGCCUCUUCCUCUUCCCUGGAAAAGAGCUACGAGCUGCCUGAUGGUCAGGUCAUCACCAUUGGCAAUGAGAGGUUCCGCUGCCCAGAGGCCCUCUUCCAGCCUUCCUUCCUUGGUAUGGAAUCCUGCGGCAUCCAUGAGACAACCUACAACAGCAUCAUGAAGUGUGACGUUGACAUCCGUAAGGACCUGUACGCAAACACUGUGCUUUCCGGAGGUACGACUAUGUACCCUGGUAUUGCUGACAGGAUGCAGAAGGAAAUCACAACCCUGGCCCCAUCCACCAUGAAGAUCAAGAUUAUUGCCCCACCUGAGCGUAAAUACUCUGUCUGGAUCGGAGGUUCCAUCCUGGCCUCUCUGUCCACCUUCCAGCAGAUGUGGAUCAGCAAGCAGGAGUACGAUGAGUCUGGCCCCUCCAUUGUCCACCGCAAAUGCUUCUAAACAGACUGUCCUCCCCCCCCCAAUAAAGCCCAACAUCUUCAGCUCUGUGCAAAAACAACCACAACACAUUUCAUAUACACUCAGGCGCAGAGCCUAGAUGACAACUCAUUGGCAUGGCUUCAGUUAUUUUUGGCGCUUGACUCAGGAUUUUAAAACUGGAACGGUGACAAUGAAGUAAAGUUAAAAAACCCCAGGUUCUGCAGUUGCAUCUGAGGACUUAAAUGUAUACUUUGUUUUCUUUGAGUCAUUCCAAAUGUUUGUUAACUGCAUUGUUUAACACAUGAUUCCAAAUGUUAACUGCAUUGUUCAGACAUGUAUUUGCCUCUGUGAAGGCUGCCCAGUGGUUGGCGAAUACUUAAACUUGGUUGUAGUAUCGCUUGUAUGUAAAUUAUGUCUGGGUUUUUGUACUUUUCAGCCUUAAAAGAAAAAAAAAACUUGGUCGUUAAUUUUCUUUUUGUUAUGCAAACCCAACUGUGACCUCCUCCCCUCCCUGUUGGAGGUUCCAUUCACCAGGGCGGUGGGGUAAGGAAUCUUAAUGAAGGGCACCAGACCAAAUGGGGCCAACCUGUACACUGACUGAAUCCCAAUAAAGUGCACAUGUGUUCCGA
Thalassophryne amazonica is the source of this 1895-nucleotide messenger RNA. It is a transcript of the gene actb2, whose product is annotated as actin, beta 2. The transcript is spliced from 6 exons. Lineage: Eukaryota; Metazoa; Chordata; Actinopteri; Batrachoidiformes; Batrachoididae. The record is from RefSeq and is a predicted model, not a curated record. Bases 160 to 1287 code for a protein of 375 amino acids.